ACAUACAUAUACAUAUAUAUAUAUAUAUAUAUAUAUAUAUGGGUGAAGCAGUGGAGGUGGUGUGUGAUAACACUAGCACAAAUAACACAACUAGUGGUGUUGUUAAUGACUCCAUGAAGAAGAUCAUUCAUGACUCUUCUCCACCACUUGAUCAUGUUCAGAAAGAAGAUUGGUAUGUCGAAGAAAUCGACGAUGAUCUCAAGUGGUCUUUCGCUCUUAACCGUGUUCUUCAUAGAGGAGCAAGCAAGUACCAGGACAUAGCUCUUUUGGACACUAAACCAUUUGGAAAAGUUCUUGUUAUUGAUGGGAAGAUGCAAAGUGCUGAGAUAGAUGAGUUUAUAUAUCAUGAAUGCUUAACCCAUCCUUCUCUUCUUUGCCAUCCAAACCCAAAGAGUGCAUUUAUUAUGGGAGGUGGUGAGGGGUCAACAGCAAGAGAAAUUCUCAAGCACAAGACCAUUGACAGGGUGGUCAUGUGUGAUAUAGACCAGGAAGUAGUGGAUUUUUGCCGGAAAUAUCUUACUAUAAAUAAGGAAGCCUUCAAUAGCAACAGACUCUGCCUUGUGAUCAAUGAUGCCAAAUUGGAGUUGGAGACAAGAGAGGAGAAGUAUGAUAUCAUAGUUGGAGACUUAGCUGACCCAAUGGAAGGAGGCCCAUGCUAUCAACUUUAUACUAUCUCAUUUUAUGAAAAUAUAGUCAAGCCUAAACUUAAUCAAAAGGGCAUUUUUGUCACCCAAGCUGGACCUGCUGGUGUUCUUAGUCACAAGGGUGUUUUCUCAUCAAUUUAUAAUACUCUGAAACAAGUGUUCAAGUAUGUUGUUGCAUACACUGCUCAUGUUCCUUCAUAUGCAGAUACAUGGGGUUGGGUUAUGGCAUCUGAUGAGCCAUUUAAGCUUAAUGCUCAACAAAUUGAUGAGAAAAUUAAUGAGAGGAUUGAAGGAGAGCUGUUGUAUUUAAAUGGGGACUCUUUAAUCUCAUCCACAACCAUGAACAAGAGUGUGCAUCAAUCGCUGUUAAAAGAGACACAUGUUUAUACUGAGAAUGAUGCAAGAUUUCUGCAUGGAUUUGGGAGGGCUUGCUGUGCUUAAAAAGAGUGUCUCAAAUCUCAAUCUCAAUGUCUCAAUCUCAAUCAUCAGAGUUUCAGAUGUAAAAAAGAGAAAAACAAUUAGAAAGAUGAAUAAGUUUGGGAGUUGGGAUUCUUUACUUUUUUUUUUAUACCAACAUGUUUUACUCUUGUCAAUGGCAGUCCCUUUCUCAUAAAUAAACAGUUUUAGUCA
Messenger RNA from Dioscorea cayenensis subsp. rotundata (Guinea yam), 1274 nucleotides. Its product is annotated as thermospermine synthase ACAULIS5. Gene Ontology annotation, biological process: polyamine biosynthetic process. The coding region runs from base 39 to 1085 and encodes 348 amino acids. The transcript is spliced from 10 exons. NCBI's taxonomy places the organism in Eukaryota, Viridiplantae, Streptophyta, Magnoliopsida, Dioscoreales, Dioscoreaceae. Gene Ontology annotation, molecular function: thermospermine synthase activity. The record is from RefSeq and is a predicted model, not a curated record.